This is a messenger RNA of Culicoides brevitarsis, 1373 nucleotides long. RefSeq names its product leucine-rich repeat-containing protein 56. Bases 1 to 1335 code for a protein of 444 amino acids. Lineage: Eukaryota; Metazoa; Arthropoda; Insecta; Diptera; Ceratopogonidae. The transcript has 2 exons. The record is from RefSeq and is a predicted model, not a curated record. Gene Ontology annotation, molecular function: protein binding.
AUGCCCUUUGAGGAGAUCCCAAAUGACGAGCAAAAUCAACAUGAGCCCCAUUCAGACGGUUCUUCAAUCUCGUCCGGAUCAAUUUCACGCGUUUACUCGUUUUCAUCGCAAAAUAACGGCAACAGCGACAGCGAACAUGCCCGUCACGAACACAUAAUCAUCGAAAAUCAGCUAAAUAUGGAGAAUUUGCAGCGUGGCAUCGAGCGCAACAGAGAUCUCGUCGAAUAUCAGGGUCCCGUCACCUACAGUCCCAUCGUAAUUCCCGCUGAACCGAGUUUGGACGAGCUUUUGCGACAAGUUUCGGGCACCGAGGCAUUAAAUACCGUCACGGAGAUCAAAUUACGCGUCAUUUCUCACAUGAUUAGUCUUCAGCGCAUUCCCAUGUUUUGUCCAAAUAUCAAAAUUCUCAAUCUCGAGGGGUCUGUCGUUGGGUCCUUGCGCGAUUUGGGCACCGAUAUGCGAACUUUGCUUCAUUUAAAUGUCUCGCGAUGCGGUUUGAGGACACUGGAUGGCACAAAUGGUUUGGUAAAGUUGGAAGAACUUGUCGCGGAUAACAAUGAAAUUGAAGAUGCCAAUCCAGUAACGAAUUUACCGUCAAUUAAAAAACUCAGUUUGAAAGGGAACAAAAUAACAAAAGUAGCGUCUGUGUCAUUUUUGGCGCUUUGUCACACACUGACGAUGUUGGAUUUGAACGACAAUUUGAUCACGGAGACGAAAGAUUAUCGGAAAGCGGUGAAACGGAGCAUUCCGCAGUUGGUUGUUUUGGAUGGAAUUCCGUUGGAAGGCGCAGUACCGAAUGUUGUGGCAGCGGGAAAUUCAUUGUCGAGCUCGGAUUACAAAUCGAGUUCGAGUGAGGAGCAGCCAAAGUUUGAAUGGAAGCCAGAAGAUGAUCGUGGAGUGGAUUGGAUACGAAAUGAUCGGCCGGGAACAGCUUUUGUGGGACGUCAGAUUACGCGAACGACGAAUGAGAGACCUUCCACGGCGGAACAAACCAAACAACGUUCUCUCGUAUCAGGUGAGCCCUUAGUCGGCAACAUCCUCCAGCAAGUACGUCGAAAUCGUAAAAAGAAGCAAGCAUGGGCUGAUUCCUCCUCAAGCAUCAGUUCAACAGAAAUUUCCGAAGGAAGUGCAAGAACUGACUUUCCUUCGCGACUCGAACAGAAUCCCGUGGAUUUAGAACUUGGUCUCGUUGGCUCGGAAGAAGCCAUGGAUUUGUCUGACGAGAACAUUUUGGAAGCUGCUCGUGUUUGGCGACGUCAAAGUGCACAACGACGCGAACGAAUAAGAACCGCUGACAAAGCACGAAAUUUGGACCAACUUUUUAGAGACGAUUAAAAGUCUUAAAAUUUGAAUUUUAAAUUAUUAAAAAAAUU